Spirodela intermedia is the source of this 3910-nucleotide messenger RNA. Lineage: Eukaryota; Viridiplantae; Streptophyta; Magnoliopsida; Alismatales; Araceae. The record is from the annotation of a GenBank genome assembly.
AUGGGGAACUCGCAAUCGCCGCCCGCCGAUCCCCUCUUCGUCCUGGCGAGCAGGUGACUCUCUCUCUCUCUCUCUCUAAAUCUGAUUCACAUGGGGAAAGGUCCAACGGUGGAAGCUUUGUUUGUAGGGCUUUUACUAAGCAGGAACUUGACGAGCUCCGAGCGCUCUUUGUGUCACUCUCCGCCCAGUCGCAGAGCGACUCCCGGUUCGUUUCUCCCUCUGUCUUCCAGGUUCUCUCCCUCUCUCUAUCUCUAUCUAUCUAUCUAUCUAUCUAUCUACAUCUCUUCCCCCUUCUCAAUCUUUCUCUGCCCUUGGAAUAUGUGAAUUGUAUCUUCCCACAAUUUUUCUGGACUGAGCCGAUUCUCCCCGUAGGCAUACUACGGAAUCAAUGGCGCACUGUGCGAGAGGAUGUUCAACUUGGUAACUCAGCGCCGAGGAGACGGCAUGCUCACUUUCGAGGAUCUGGUCGUCGCCAAAGCAUGUCUACCGCCCUUCUCCAACCUCCUUUCCCUUUUCCCUCCCUCCUGCUGAUCUCUGCUUCCACUGACCAUUCCGCUGAUUUCAUAGACCAAAAGAUGUGAGGAAUACGCGCCUGUGAGAGACUAGAUUGAUUUAAUUGUUCGCUGGGACUGAAAACCGUAGCCAUUUCUCCCCUCAUUCGUGUUCUUCAUUCAUUUAGAGAGCUGACGUUCUCGUGGGCAUCUGCCCUAGGCGAUGACCGACUUGAUAUUAAGUCAGCCAACAUUGAUCACGAGAUGCCUUGCUUCUUAUGGAUGUUAAUGCUCAUUUUCUCCUGUUUUCCUGCGUUUCCAUCACGCAGGCCGUGUAUGAGAAGGGAACUCCGCAGGAAAUUGAGGAGUUCAUCUACCAGCUCUGCGAUGUUUCUGGAGAUGGCCUCCUGAGAAGGUAGCUCUGACCUUUGUCUUCUUUCUGUAUUCGGAAGUGGUGAUUAUCAUCUCUCGAGCUACUUUAAGUCAAAACUUUGUUGAACCCCGUAGAAUAGUAAUGGUCUUUGCUUUUAUAUGUUGACUUCUUCCUCUGUGGGUUAUGGGAUUAUAACAUUCAUAUAUUAUUCUUUAAUAUUCCUUAACUAGUUUCAUAACAGUUCAUAUUCUUUUCUUCCUCCUCAGAGUAAGCAUUUCUUAAAAGCAUGCUGCUGCAGUGAGAGAAAAUGAGACGCCGUGUGCCAAGAAUCAAACUUAACUGAUAAAGAAGAAGAAGAAGAAAACACGCAUCCCCAAGUAUUAAGAGGAUCUUUUGAUGAUUUUAUGAAGAAAAAAUCAGAAAUUUCGGGACAAAUUGAUUAAGAAAAAAAUCCUUGAAACAAAAAGAAACUGCAUAGACAUGCGAAGAACACAUGGAAGAUUCGCACGCUUCCUUUUUUCGUUCUAUCUCGGCCGACUUGGGAAUGACCCAAAAAAUAGUAGCUGCACAUUCCCAUCUAUAUCACCUACGAAACUCAAUCAAUUAUGAAAUCGAUCAAAAUAGUCUUGAUCGCUCGUUGGAGCAUCUGGUAUGUAUAAAAAGCUUAGUCAAAAUUGGCUGAUCAAGAUUCAUCAUGCAGAUUUUAUGGGUGUGAUCAUAAGGUUUAUCCCAAUGUUGAAAGCGUGAUCUUAUUUGGCAGAUAUUUUGAAGGGUUGCCUAGACUUACUAAAUUUUCAUCCCAGGUCUGAUCUAGAAGCUGUUUUAAAAUCAAUACAGGAUACUGUCUUUUCUACGAAGAACACUGAGCAUGGUUUGAGCCCACAUCAGGACUUCGUUAGUAUAUUUGUCAACGCUGCCUCUUUUUCGGAAAGACUUGGAGAUUCAAAUGAAAAUGUCAUGUCUGCCACAGACUUCAGGGUUUGGUGUAACGCCGUGCCAUGUGUGAGGAAAUUUCUUCGAGGCCUUCUGACGCCUUCUGAACCAGGUAUUCUUAGUAACUGAGUCCUUAAAAAGGAAAAAGAUGUAUCACGAUUUAUGUAAUCGUUUUGCCACCCAGCUAUAUAGAUUCUGGGUUGACUCCUCGGUUGACUUCUCGGUCUGUUUGACUCUUGUUAAUAACAAUUUUUGUAUUUCCUGUUUAAACUUAACUCUUUCGAUUUAUUUUUUUUAUGGCACUCUAAUUUUCUUCCUCGUCCAUCAUUUAGGUGGGGUGGGCCGUCAAGUUCCUAGACUGCAAUAUCCGAAAACUUUAAGGUCGGACAUGCUUCUUAUGACCAGGGAGUAUGCCUGGCAUGUUGGUGGUCUUCUCAGCCCGGAUGAGCUGGAGGAAUGGAGGCUCCUGUAUCACAGCGCUCUCAAUGGCCAGAGUUUCAACACCUUUUUGGGCAGUUUAUCGUAAGUGCCCAGAGUUCUCAAAUCAUUGUUCUGCGCCCGUUGUUGCCUCGAGAUUUUGAAGAGCCUUGUAACGUUGACCUCCACGAAGAUGAAUGUAACUGGGUUCCACUGUUGGCAUUCUUCCUGGAGGUUGAGCGCCCUUGGCAUCAAGGUCUCCUGGGCCUGGCAGUGAUUAAUCUUCUCUCCCUUGCCCACGUCAAUUAGAUUGAACGUGCUCAGAAUGCAAAAACAGAUUUUGUUGUGAACAAUUGGAUUGCUCGAUUGCAUAAUUCGAUUUAUUUAAAAGUGAAAUUGGAGAGGUAAAAUGUGUCCACUUCGUUUCUGUGGCAAGAAAUCUGACACUCCAUUGUGCUCUUCCUUCUGCAGGGAUGCUGGCGGCCCAACUAUCCUAGUAAUCAGAGACAAAGAAGGUUACAUAUACGGAGGCUACGGCUCUCAGCCAUGGGAGAAGCACAGCAGCUUCUAUGGAGACAUGAAGUCCUUCCUCUUUCAGCUCUUUCCAAAGGCAUCAAUAUUCAGGCCCACCGGGGCAAAUGCUAACCUGCAAUGGGUAAGUUUCUCAUUGAAUAUUUGUUAAUAUAUCGCAUGAUCUUCCUUUUGUCUAUCUUAUUAAAUCCUCUAAAUGGGCUCUUGGUUACUGAUCCUGGCGGCUGUCAUUUCAGAUUUUUCCAGUAAUCAUCUGGGUAUGGAAGGUUCCGAGUUCAGUAAUUAACUCAUGCUACACAAUUACCUACAUCUGUCUAUUUAUUUAUUGAAUGAAACCUAUGCCUCACCCAGCUACAUCCCGUAAAAGAGAUUACUUUUUACUUGGUUUACUUCAACUUUUCUUUAAAACUGGGUUCUCUGACGUGUAUUUAUCUGUGUCAUUUGAAUAUUACAUAGUAACAAGAUUUUUCUUAAAAAUUAUUCCUGUAUGUCGAUAAUGGAGUCGGAUUUCUGAAUUCGGAACAUUAUACUUUUCCUCCUUUCAUCUUGGUGACAGUAGUUUGAGUCGCAUGUAAAUAUUAUCUAACUUGAAUAUUUAUGGGUGUUAUAAUAACUUAUAACUUAGAAUAACAUAUUUGUAGACCUCACAUCCCAUGAAUCGGAACGUUUUGUCUUUCUUUUUCCAACUUGGUUGAUAAGAGCCGAGUCAGAGUAUGAAUGAAGAUUAUCCAACAAGAACACUCAUUUCUGUGAUCCCAAUAUCAUUCAUUCUCGCCCAUUAAACAAUCAGCCUGAGAUUUACAACAACAUAUGUAUUCAUUCAAAUCUAGCCCUCAUCUCUAUAUUACGCAUUCCGCAGUGUGCUGUGAACUUCAGCUCGGACGGAAUCCCCAACGGCGUUGGGUUCGGAGGGCGCGCGAACCACUUCGGGCUCUUCCUCUCCUCGAGUUUUGACCAGGGUCACACCUUCCCCUGCUCCACCUUCGACAGCCCCUGCCUCUCCAAGGCCUCUCUGAUCCUGCCCGACGUGAUUGAGUGUUGGGGGAUUGUGCCCGGAGGAGCCCUCGGCGAGAAUCCCGAACCGGCAAAGGGCACAAUCUUGGAGAGGUUCAAGGAGGACCGCAACAUGCUUAAACUGGUCGGGCUGGCUGGCUCCAGCGACUGA